AUGAAGGCAAUCGCUACUGCUUUGGUUUUCGCCGCGUACUCGACUUUAGUACUAGCGGAUCUUCCCCAUUACACAACCUACAAGAGCUUCCAAACUGCAUUCUACGAAUGUGCGGAAUACUACCAUGUACCUAAUUGCACCGUUCGACGGUAUAUCGAACAAGCCUAUCCAGCGGAGGAGGAAGUAAAGAAACUUAUUCGUUGUACGCUGAUUAACCUUGCAGCCUGGGAUGAUGACACUGGUGUCCGUGAUUAUGUGAUUAGUAAAUAUUUUGUUCCAUCGCCGGAUGACACCUGCUACGAAAGACGAACUCGUGAAUGUCUCGACAACAUGUUCUACGAUUGCCGCAAUUCUCGCGCCUACGAAUCCUUCAAGUGUUACUACCGUUAUUACGGAGAACUUACUACGUAUAGUAAAUAUGUGCCUUACGAAUUGUUGGAAGGAGAACAGCUAGCCCUAACUGGCCUCAAGAUCGCCAAGCUUCCCUAUGAGGUGUUAGUCCAAUACUGCAAAGGUGAUAUCGAAAAUGAAGAACAUUUCCCAGACCUGAUGUAUUUGCUCUUGGUCCGAGGAGGCUACUAUAGCCCACAGUCCGGCUGGAACCUGGCCAACUGGUACACUCAACUGGGUGAUCCGAGUUUGCUAGACCCAAGCAUGCAGCAGUGCAUCGACAAUGCCGAAAAGGAGAAAUGUAACGCUGACGAAGUAUCGCGUUUGUUUUUGACGUGGCAGCGGUGUUUCAGUCAGUAUUACUAUUUGCGGAAGUACAUCCAGAUUGCUGCCAAAACACUGGUCGGUGAUCCGAACGGUUGCCUCUGCACUAAAUCGUUCUACAAUCAGCAUUGA
Wyeomyia smithii (pitcher-plant mosquito) is the source of this 846-nucleotide messenger RNA. RefSeq lists its product as uncharacterized. Gene Ontology annotation, biological process: sensory perception of smell. Lineage: Eukaryota; Metazoa; Arthropoda; Insecta; Diptera; Culicidae. The transcript has a single exon. Gene Ontology annotation, molecular function: odorant binding. The record is from RefSeq and is a predicted model, not a curated record. The coding region runs from base 1 to 846 and encodes 281 amino acids.